ACCUUAUUGGUUCAUUUAUUUCAUAUUCGCCUGAUUGAAAAGUGGAGUUAGGGCUAAAACCACUGAUCACUGGAAUUUUUUUAUGCGACUUCUUCAUAUCCAACUUCUACUUCUUGAUUUCUUUACUCGUUUCCGACAACGCAAGACCUUCCACGAAACGUCGAAUAAAUCCAACAAUCAAGAUGGCCCCCAAGAAGAACAAGAAGGAUGCCAACAGCAUCAACUCGCGUCUUGCGCUUGUUAUGAAGUCUGGAAAGGUCACCCUCGGCUACAAGUCUACUCUCAAGAGCUUGCGAUCCGGCAAGGCCAAGCUUGUCAUCAUCUCCGGAAACACCCCUCCUCUCCGCAAGUCCGAGCUAGAGUACUACUCUAUGUUGUCUAAGGCCCCAGUUCACCACUUUGCUGGUACCAACAUCGAGUUGGGCACUGCCUGCGGUAAACUUUUCCGAUGCUCCACCAUGGCCGUCUUGGACGCUGGUGACUCCGAUAUCCUCAGCGACCAACAGGCUUAGAUGUAAAUAAGACAUCGGCGGACGGCGUUGGGGUCUAUUGGCUGGGGAAAAGGUCAUCAUAACUCGUUUAUUCAGGGCGAGGACCGGUUGCAUAUGCUUCAUAUUUGGAAGCACCUUUCUCGGACUCCACAUCAAGCUACCUUGAGUUUUCUAGAUAGCCGGUUAGUCCAAUGCUGAGUGUCAAUCAAGACAAAUCCAGCAUACCUGGGAAUGAAUACAUGUGAUACCCAAUAGCUCUCUUUUUAUGGUGUGCGAAGUACGUUGCAUACGUUUUGUCUAUUAUUCGGAUAGUGAGAAUCAUGGCAUAUUUGAUAGGUAACUGGGGGACAUUGUUUUAGUGAAGCCUAUCUCUCGUUGCCCACUUGCCUAGUCCUAGUCCUCUUUACAUGUCGAAACAUCCAAUAUAUUAACUCGAAUCUGAA
Messenger RNA from Annulohypoxylon maeteangense, 934 nucleotides. RefSeq names its product cytosolic large ribosomal subunit protein L30. Gene Ontology annotation, molecular function: RNA binding; structural constituent of ribosome. Gene Ontology annotation, cellular component: cytosolic large ribosomal subunit. The coding region runs from base 183 to 512 and encodes 109 amino acids. The record is from RefSeq and is a predicted model, not a curated record. NCBI's taxonomy places the organism in Eukaryota, Fungi, Ascomycota, Sordariomycetes, Xylariales, Hypoxylaceae. The transcript is spliced from 4 exons.